GAUUUUGUUUUAUGGCGUUUUUGUUUAAAUUGCUUGUAAGUCAUGUGUAUUUGUGCUCACUGUGCCAACGCAUUUUGCGCGGACAUAGCGUUAGCUUAGCAUUAAGUGGAAAAUGACGCUUUAUGCUUGUCCCAAGACAGCGAUGCACCACAUGCACCACAGAAUGGGACGGUUUGGCCUCUUCUUCCUACGUCACAUUUUUUCCUUUCGUUCCACCAGGACAUGCUGCCUCCAUCAAGGGGUCCUCGCUGGUUCACACCCCUGUUACCGAAGCAUCAUCCCCGGUCACAGCUGUCAGCACAGGAGGGCUGAGAGCACAGCCCUCAGCCAACACAUGCAGGACCUGACUGUGCCUGAGCAGAGGCUCUUGAAUAAACUGUACCAAGGGCUGAUUGGAGGACAGCGGGCAUCUCUAGCUGAGUCCAUCACUCUGGUAGAAACCCAGCAUCCCAGGAAGAAAGAGCUGGCCCAGGUGCUGCUGCAGAGGGUGCUGGCCUACAGCAGGGAGCAGGAGAGUCGUAAUGGAGGGAAACCAAUGGCCUUCAGAGUAGGUCUCUCUGGGCCUCCUGGAGCAGGAAAGUCAUCAUUCAUUGAGGUGGUGGGGAAGAUGUUGACAGGACUUGGACAUAAAGUGUCAGUGCUGGCUGUUGACCCAUCCUCCUGCACCUCAGGAGGGUCUCUGAUGGGUGAUAAGACUCGUAUGACUGAACUCUCCAGAGACAUGAACGCUUUCAUCAGACCGUCACCGACCUCUGGAACACUUGGUGGAGUCACUAGAACAACCAAUGAGGCCAUUGUUCUCUGUGAGGGGGCUGGAUAUGACCUUGUCCUUGUAGAGACUGUAGGUGUGGGCCAGUCAGAGUUUGCAGUUGCUGACAUGGUCGACAUGUUUGUGUUGCUGAUUCCACCAGCAGGUGGCGAUGAACUCCAGGGUAUCAAGAGGGGCAUCAUUGAGAGGGCUGACCUGGUGGUGGUGACAAAGGCAGAUGGAGACCUGGUGGUGCCGGCCAGGAGGAUCCAGACUGAGUACACUAGUGCUCUCAAGCUGCUCAGGAGACAGUCAAAGUCCUGGAACCCCAAGGUGGUGCGUGCCUCCUCACUCAGCGGUGAAGGUAUCCCAGAGAUCUGGGCCAAGAUGGAGUCAUACCGGGAUGCCAUGUUAGCUAGCGGUGAACUACAGGGCCGGCGGAUGGCCCAGCAAAGGAUUUGGAUGUGGAGUUUGAUCCAGGAGAACGUCCUCUCCCAUUUCCAAAAUCAUCCCAGUGUCAGAGAGGCGUUACCCCACCUCGAACAGAGGGUCACCAAAGGAGCCAUCUCUCCAGGCCUGGCUGCUGACAUGCUUCUCAAAGCCUUCUCAUCAUCAUCUGCAUCAUCAUAGUAAUCAGUGGGACUGUACUUUGGAGAAGGAUCAAUGUUUCUGCUGAUUACGAAUAUACAAAAAAACAAAACAAAACGCCAGGACAAAGUGAGAAUUUGUGACCUUGACUGUGGUAUACACAGAAAGAAGCAGUCUUUCUCCUUUAACACUUGAUUUGAAAUUUAAAAUACCUGAGAUAGAAGUCACCCUUUCCAGAGGAACCCGGUUUCAGCAUGCUUUAAUCCAAAGCAUCAGUGGGCUGGCUGAGCACGUCUUUCCUGCUGCUUCAAGACACAUUCACAUUUGGGCAGUGAAGUGGAAAGAUUAAAAAAUUUCCAUUUGUGAGAGACGAUGUUCAAGAGUUCUGUCAGAUAUGUUUGCUGACCUCAUGCUGGUUUUCUCAUGUAAGGAAGAUAUUGGCUGCCCUCUCCUAUAAGGGCACUGCAGCCCUCAUGGACAGUUUACCUAUACUGAUCACUUUUAUGAACAGUGUGUUUAGAUGGUGAAGCCAGGGGCUUGUUCAUGCCAUAAAUAUUGACAUGACAAAUACAGCAGUGGGUGUAUUAUCUGUCAUAAGUUAUUUUAAAUUCCUAUUACUGUGCACAGUUUGACCAUUAAUAGACAUGUUUAGAGAGGAUUAGAUUCAGGGCAGUGGGAUUUGUAUAGUCAGUUUCUCUCGUUGAGUUACUGUGAACAGUUCUUGGACAAAAUGUCUUUUAUUCACUGUCUUUAUUUCAGAGUGGAAUCAGAAUUUUAAAGAAUAAGGCGGCUUUUAAAUGAACAAGUGAAUAAUAUUAAAUCUGUUGGUACAGUUGGCCAAGAUUUUCCUUUUCCUUGUUUGCUCGUGAUAUGAAAGAAGGCAGAGUGAUUAGUGUAACCUCUAUGAAUAUUAGUCCUGAGAUUUGUCAAAGAUGUAAUGAAAUUUAUUCAGCACUCUGGAGCCAGAAAUGUCAGCGCUGGGUGUCCCCUGAAUGAGUCAGUGGUACAGUUGCUUCUAAUUCAGACAAAACACACUUUAAUAUUUUCAGAAUUACCUUCUUAAUGCACUGCACUCCUGGCACCACGAGAGAUGAAAAGACAAAGAAGUCACACACUCAAUUUUAAACAGAAGUGCUGCUUUAUUCAGGGUAAAGUAGUAGACUCCAGUGUUGGUAGCUACUGCCUGUGUAAUCUACACAGCAGGUAUUUUCCCACACAGACAUCCCAGUCAUUACGACAGUAUCCAUCUUAAAGUACCAGUUGAAACUACAGCUGCAACAAGUGAUUGAUUUCGUCAGUUUGUCUGUCAGUUACCUUUUCAAACUGUGAAUUGUUUAAUCUACAAAAUGUCAGAAAAUAAUAAAAUGUCCCUCAC
Monopterus albus (swamp eel) is the source of this 2711-nucleotide messenger RNA. RefSeq names its product metabolism of cobalamin associated A (gene mmaa). NCBI's taxonomy places the organism in Eukaryota, Metazoa, Chordata, Actinopteri, Synbranchiformes, Synbranchidae. The coding region runs from base 113 to 1378 and encodes 421 amino acids. The record is from RefSeq and is a predicted model, not a curated record. Gene Ontology annotation, cellular component: cytoplasm. Gene Ontology annotation, molecular function: GTPase activity; GTP binding. The transcript has 7 exons.